This is a messenger RNA of Hyalella azteca, 5910 nucleotides long. RefSeq lists its product as uncharacterized. The coding region runs from base 1 to 882 and encodes 293 amino acids. The transcript is spliced from 7 exons. Lineage: Eukaryota; Metazoa; Arthropoda; Malacostraca; Amphipoda; Hyalellidae. The record is from RefSeq and is a predicted model, not a curated record.
AUGCGUGUCCGCAUCGAACGUCCAAACGAGGCUCGGAACGGCCCCCGCAAAACAGGUCUGUACAAGAACGAGUACCGUAACCUGACCAACCGCACGUACCUGCUCCCCGCCUCCCCUGCCGAGUGGACGGUCGUGCUGUGGCCCAUCACCAUGGGCUGGCUGCUCUUCUGCGUCUUGUUCGGAUAUGUGUUGCUGUGCGUCAAGAACCCCGUGGGGCCCGCCUACAAGAGUCCCCCAGUUCUGGGGGCGUGGUUCCUCCUCAACUUCACCCUGAGCUUGUUCUGUGUCAUCGCCUGGAGUAUUGUUUACGACAGGGAACUUGUCGUGCCCGCUGCCGUCCUCAGCAUCCUUGCUGCCAUCCUCAGCUGGAUCGCCACGGCAGAAAUAUACAGAACGGUGCACGAAUAUGGCGGCUGGAUGGCACGUCACUCGCGCGUUAUGCUGUGGCUGUACCGCCUGCUGUGGCAUAAUGGCAUGGCUGGCUUCACUGCCUGGCUCACCAUCCAGGCCAUUUACGUACUCUUCGUCACUCUCAGGGCGAUGGCGGGUAUGUCCCUCAUCAACACGGUGUGGGGGGUGUUCGGCAGCAUGACCGCCAUCAUCGUCGUCUGGUUCAUCCUGGAGAAUUCCAUCCUGGACAGCUACGGGCGCUACACCUUCACGCAGUAUCCCGUGGUGGUUGUUCACAUGGCUGGGGUGUACGUGGCUGUUAAGGACCUACAGAACGUCAACGAAGUUAAAGCUUUCGCCAUCGCGCUCCUCGCCCUCGCUUGUGUCUGUGCUGCUCUGCGUAUCAUCCUGAUGUUCGUCCGAGGUUUCAAGUGUCCGCUAUACUCAAACAACAAAGUGGGAGAAGAUCCCAUCACCAGCUUCGCUUCAUAAGCCUUCUCUCCCUACCGAUCACUCAGAUAAAUUAGGGGUCAUUUUGUUCAAAUAGUGACACACUCGCUGACCUACAGCACGAGCAGAGUGCGGACGUAGCACUCAUAGGACAAACUGGGUCAGGAUGACUCACAUGCGGUCAAAAGGAGGAUUUGGACAAAGUGUCACUCAUUUUUCUGGGUGAAUAAGCCUUCAAAGGCUACUUGAUUUUUUCAUACAGACGAAAUUACGACCAUCAAUGUUGCAUACAAGAAGGAAAGUAUACACGAGGCUUUUAAUAACGCAUGUCAUGUAAAGAUCGCGGCCGUGUAUGUUUCAUACAUGAUGUCAUUCAAGUGAAUUUCAUUCAAGAUGUAUACCAUGUAUAUGGCAUACAAGAUGGCGGCAAGACAGCCCAAAAUGUAUAACAGAACGUGUAUCGUCUUCUCAAUAUUUUGCAUUCAAUCUAUUUAAUCUUUAUUUAGGCCUAUCCCAAUACUGACACACUUGCUUCACGUUGCGCUGAUACGCCCUCAGGCCGGUCAAACCCAACCCGAAUGACCCGCACAAUGACAAAAAGUGCAUCGCUAUUUGGACAAAGUCUCACUCGUUUCUUUGAGUGUAGAAUUGAACGGUCUUUAAAAAAUUCAAAUGAAGUUUACGUGAAAAAAUGGCGGUGUUGAACGAUCCUGCCUGUCAGCUCGUGGUUUUCUAUAGCACGUAGCUCUAGAAAUAUUAUCCAUAGACAAUUCUUUCACUCAGAGGGUGAAACGCAGAUUUUUUCGUAAACUGUGCAUGAGAAUGUAUGUAUAUAUGGUUAUGCUUGGUGUGUAACUUGGAAAUUUUUUUUCAAAUUUCAAGCCUUAAAUUCACGAAGCUGUGGGUUCGAUUUUAAAGAUAGUGCGAAUUAUGCUUAUUUUGAGAAUUUUUUUCUUAUUAUACUAAAAAUUCAGUUUUAACUACAUUAAAGAACUACAAAAUUUUAGCUGUCUAUCCGAUCUUUAUAAAAUUAUCAUAACAAUUCUAUUUCGAUCUCAAAUUGCCUGCAUGUAAAAUAAGCUCAGAAGAUUAUUUGCCUUAAUUGUUAUAGAAAUUUGUGGCUCCGAUGCGCACAAAAAAAGACUCGUGCGUUCCUACGCAUAUACUUUUAGUUCAAGUGCACAUUGUGCUCAUACAUAAUGUGCUCAUGUAUAAUGCGCUCAUAUAUAUAAUGUGCUCAUAUAUAAUGCGCUCGUACAUAAUGCGCUCAUGUAUAAUGCGCUCAUAUAUAAUGUGCUCAUAUAUAAUGCGCUCAUAUAUAAUGUGCUCAUGUAUAAUGCGCUCAUAUAUAAUGUGCUCAUAUAUAAUGCGCUCAUAUAUAAUGUGCUCAUGUAUACUGCGCUCACAUAUAUAAUGUGCUCGCAUAUAAUGUGCUCAUAUAUAACGCGCUCACAUAUAUAAUGCGCUCACUCAAACAUGCGUGGAGUGACACGUAUGUCUGUGACGUGACCACUUCAGUUGUGUGAUGUUACGUUGUGUGUGGCCAAGGCUGUACAUCGCACCGCUGCUACACGAAUAAUUCUUGUGUAGCUUGUAUGAAUCCUGGAAUAGCCAUGUGAGUCAGGCUCAUGGCAUGUUAUUCACAUGAAUCAUGACAUGAGAAGGCUAACAUGGGAAGGCUCAUGUCAUGGGAAGGCUCACUCGUAUUGCCUUCCCAUGGCAAGGCUCGAUGAAGAUUCAACUGCAAAGAUUUUUUUGAAGUUUCUGUUCCCGGCCUACAAGUGUAAAUAUUUCCUAACUCUGCUCAAAAAUACGGGAGUAAUUUAGCAGGGCUCUUUCGAGAUCGAGAAACACAAAAUGUCUUUUGAAUACAUUAAAAUAACAAGUAAUUUAUCGACGCCUUCACGAACAGAGGAUAAAACGGUAAUUAUUAAUCUGAGGGAAAUAUCUUUAAAAAUAAAUGGGAAAUUCAAUGAAAAAUUUCCGCAAUUGAUUAAGAAAUCUUACGUUCGAACAAAAUUUUAAGGCUCUGCAAAAAUACUUUAAAAUGUUCGCUAUGGUUUGAAUAUAUUUGAAUUAUUCGCUGAGUUAUUUACUGAAAUAACUACUGCGCUAAGGGAUCAACUGGAACAUUAGGAGUCGUAAACAUUGUAAAAAAUAGCACAAUAACAAUUUAAGUCUUAAUGCGUGUUAUUAUAAUUAAGAAAGAAUCUUGUGUUGGAAAUUGUACGAAAUUCGCAAUUUGUCAAAUUGUUCCGAAAAUCUAACAAGGAUAUCGUCCUGCAGAACGUCCCAGAUAUCGCUCGUUGACAGAAAUCGCUUAACGGAACUGAUUGCGGAAAUUCAGAAUAAAACUUAUUGGAAUACAAAUAUCAAUAGCGAAGAACAACGUAGAUUAAAUUUAAUUUGAAAGUAUGAACUCGAACGUGACUUUCUAGUGGUUGAGCGCUGUAUAAUUAGCUUUGAUAUUCGUGGUCACUCAGACUUUUCUUAUUUGUAUUUAUAUAUCGAAUAUAUAUAAAUACAAAACAUACAGAAUACAUACAGAUACUUGUGUUUGAUCGUAUAUUUGUAUUUUGCACUUAAAAUCUUGUACUUUAUUCCGAUGGUUAACUCGUGAAAAUUUUUUCGCAUUUUGUGUUGAUAAGAGUUAAUUAAAGAUGCCUCCUUGGUCCUGAAAAAGACGUAUGUUUCAUUACGUUAAUUAAAUCGCUGUACAUUAGUUAACAAAUUUGCAGAAACGAAUGUACUGAUGUAAUUUUUCAGCACAGCUGUACGGACCAGAUCACGCGAAAGUUUAAUCGAAAAUGAAUAUUUCUAGAAAAUGUAUUGGAUAUUCGCCCAGCACAUCAUUUAAACAUUAUGCUGGAUAAUUAAUCAUAGAAAUCAUCAUAUAGCGCGGUCAUUCCUGUAAAUAUAUUUGGUGUGUAUAAAGACAAACUUAAGUGCUUUACUUACUUCCAAAAUUCCGUUUAACUCAUUUCAUUCUAGCUCACUUUGCGACUUCCUUUUAACUCACUUUCCGAUUUAUUCCGAUUACAACCUGGACGUUUUGCUUUUGUAUGCACGACGUAGAUAGCAAUUUAUAAUAUAAUUUAUUAGCAUCUAACUCCUCGGUAAAGCGCUAAUCACAUAUUUUAUGUAUGCAAUUGAGUAAUUAGUGUUACAUUCACAUGCGGAUGAAUGUCGUCCAAUGUUUAAUUUAGAAUUGAAUUGAGCGCUCAAUUUUUCCACGUGAACAUGUUCCUUGCAUUUGCUGAACUUUUUGGAUAUUAAAUUGAUUUCUUUUUAUUAUUAGUUUGCUUUGAAUGCCAAUUAACCAAGAAUUUAGUUGCAAAAAUGAUGCCAAGUGAAUUCGUCAUGUAGUAAUAACAAAUAACUGAACGUUUAACGUCGAUUGUGAGAUGCCAUAUGGCUGACGUUCUAAAAUAAUCAAAAUAGAAAAAAAUUAAUUAACUCAUUUACGGUGCGUGUGUGUGUGUGUUGUGUGUGUUUGUAGUUUGUCAUGCCGUAAAAGUUUCGUAUUACCUUUAAUAUUUAAUAUAAUACCUUUUGAAUUUCGCUUAAGUCAGAACCGAGCAUAAAUCGAGUAUUUUAUAUAAUUAGCCAUAUUGAUAAUAUAGUCUCCCACUACAUCGUUUAGCGUAGACUACACUAAAGGAGGUGGACAAAAUAACCAUGCAUGUGAUUAUUUACAUUGAAUAUUACGUAUUACGUGAAAACAAUACAUGGAAAUUCGAAUACUCGAAUAUCUGAAUACUUUCGGAAAAAGUGUAUCGGGUUGACUCACUUGUGCCACUUAGCGACAUACCGAGCAUGGUAUUGCUUCUAGGAUUACCGAGAGAGGUAUUACUUAAUUCAAGAGAUACCGAUCCAUGUAUAGCAUACCUCCUUUCUUGUGGUCUAUGUUAACGGACUAUACCUUCAGUAUUGACGCACGACAAUAGCUGUCAUUGUAAACUGAACAAUUUAGUAGUGAACAAGAGUUACAGAAUUUAGAGAUCAGCUUCAAUGUUCUGCCUCCCUAAAACUGAACAAGUUUUAACCUCUAAUUGAUGUGAAUAAAUCUAAAAGAGCAUUUGUUUAAAUCAGAAGUAGAUGGAAAAAAUCUAUUUUAUUCUCCCAAAUAUUUCAAUUUAAAUGGUGCAAAAAUUUAUGCCCAUGUCAAGCAAAUGCCGUCUAUCCAGGCGUAUGAACUUAAAAUGUAUGCGAACACAGUUUCAUCUACAUACUCCGAUUUGCUUAUACUGGCCCAAAAAUUUGGUGCAAACGCAAUUCGAUAAAAAUUUAAUAUCUCGCUAUGGAGCUCUUCCAUUAUAUCCCUAACAAAAUUUAGGUACCGCAUAGGCUUCUGCUCAAGAGUCUCUACACUCGGCCUAAAGUAUUACGACUUACGAGUCUGCUUGGCCACAGGACCAAAUCAUCUUCUGGUCUGAAUCUCUUUUCCGACUUAAUUCAGAAGAAUUAAUCUUCUGAAAUUAAAUUAAUUAAUACAUUAAGAAUCUUAGUUCUUAAUUCAGACUCUUCCGACCUGAGAGUAAGACAAAGGUUGGUCGAGCCGAGUCAUGCCGGGCUUGCAAGCUACUUAGAGGCUGUACUUGAAGCCCAGCCGAAGUGUAAAUUAGCUGCUGAUCUGCGUGCUCCCCGAGUUCUAGCCGCACCUAAUGCAGAAUCGGGACCGCAUCUAAAUUUUGUUAGUGAUAUACUGCAUUUUAGUUUUUUUGGGGGUAAACUUGCGUCACGUUUAGGAGGCAGCGCGUGCGAGCUGACAAUGGUUCUUGGGAUACCAGUGUAUACUGAUGGUUCUCUGUAUUUUGGUAGUGAUGGUUCUCUGGAUACCAGUUUAUACUGAAAGUCCUCUGUAUUUUGGUACUGAUGGUUCUUUGGAUACCAAUGUAUACUGAAGCAUCUCUUGCCUUCGUUAGCGUACUUUCUCUGACUUCACCUAGCUACCUCUCAAACCGAUAAUAGUAAUUUGUUUCAAUUUGUAUAUGAAGUCCUCAAAAGUAAAAACCUAGUGAAAGAUGGGCUCAAUGUCGCGACAUUCUUACAAUAAAUAAUUAUAUUUUA